CGGUAACGCGCCGCGACGGUCAUCUCGCCGCACACAAAGGUUGAUUCACUCAACCACACCUUCCUCCACCAUGUCUUCCGCCAUGGCCACCCAGCAGUUCACCGCCAACGUGCUCCGCACCGGCGCUCGCAACGCCCGCAAGGCUCCCCGUGCGGCCUCUCGCAUGACCGUCCGCGCGGCGCAGACCGAUCUGACCCUUCCCAUCGACCUCCGCGGCAAGAAGGCUUUCGUCGCCGGCGUUGCCGACGACCAGGGCUUCGGCUGGGCCAUCUCCAAGUGCCUCGCGCAGGCCGGCUGCGAGGUCAUCCUCGGCACCUGGGUCCCCGCGCUGAACAUCUUCGAGACGUCCCUCCGCCGCGGCAAGUUCGACGAGUCCCGCAAGCUCUCCGACGGCUCCCUCAUGGAGUUCGCCAAGGUGUACCCCAUGGACGCCGUGUUCGACACCUACGACGACGUCCCCGAGGAGAUCCGCACCAACAAGCGCUACGCCGGCAACGAGAAGUGGACCGUCGCGGAGUGCGCCGAGCAGGUUGAGAAGGAUUUCGGCAAGAUCGACAUCCUCGUGCACUCGCUCGCCAACGGCCCGGAGGUGGCGAAGCCCCUCCUCGAGACCUCCCGCAACGGCUACCUCGCGGCCCUCUCCGCCUCCUCCUACUCUAAGGUGUCCAUGCUCCAGCGCUUCGGCCCCAUCAUGAACAAGGGCGGCGCCGCCAUCUCGCUCACCUACCUCGCGUCUGAGAAGAUCAUCCCGGGCUACGGCGGCGGUAUGUCCUCCGCCAAGGCGGCGCUGGAGUCCGACACCCAGGUUCUCGCCUACGAGGCCGGGCGCAAGUGGGGCAUCCGCGUCAACACCAUCUCCGCGGGUCCCCUCGGCUCCCGCGCGGCCAAGGCGAUCGGUUUCAUCGACGACAUGAUCAACUACUCCCUCACCAACGCGCCCCUCGCGGAGAAGCCGCUCACCGCCAUGGAGAUUGGCCAGACCGCCGCGUUCCUCUGCUCCCCCCUCGCGUCCGGUAUCACCGGCUCUUGCAUCUACGUCGACAACGGCCUCCACGCCAUGGGUCUCGCCACCGAUGCCAAGUCCCUUGAGCGCUCCGAUUAAGCUAUUAAACACACGGUUGAGGCGUUUAGAGAGGCUAGCAUUGACAAAGUAAUACCAUAGGACCCAUUCUUUC
This is a messenger RNA of Micromonas commoda, 1175 nucleotides long. RefSeq lists its product with no specific name. Bases 71 to 1102 code for a protein of 343 amino acids. Gene Ontology annotation, biological process: fatty acid biosynthetic process. Gene Ontology annotation, molecular function: enoyl-[acyl-carrier-protein] reductase (NADH) activity. The transcript is spliced from 2 exons. Lineage: Eukaryota; Viridiplantae; Chlorophyta; Mamiellophyceae; Mamiellales; Mamiellaceae. The record is from RefSeq and is a predicted model, not a curated record.